Messenger RNA from Drosophila ficusphila, 6678 nucleotides. RefSeq names its product probable serine/threonine-protein kinase DDB_G0267686 (gene CHES-1-like). The record is from RefSeq and is a predicted model, not a curated record. Lineage: Eukaryota; Metazoa; Arthropoda; Insecta; Diptera; Drosophilidae. The coding region runs from base 220 to 4248 and encodes 1342 amino acids. Gene Ontology annotation, molecular function: RNA polymerase II cis-regulatory region sequence-specific DNA binding; DNA-binding transcription factor activity, RNA polymerase II-specific. Gene Ontology annotation, biological process: regulation of transcription by RNA polymerase II. The transcript has 6 exons.
CGCUUCGCUUCAUUCGUUUGCCUGCUCGCGUGCUUUACGGUUCGAGAUUAACGAGAAAAUCUUGUAAAAAACCUUUUUAAAAAAUCACACAAAUUCCCAAAACUACAUUCAAGAAUUACUAAAUUACAACCAAAAAGCCUUAUACAAUUGCUACAACAUUCAUUUUUUUUGCGUGCAAAUAAAGCGACAACCAAGCUGCGAGAACACCUUGUAUGGAGCAUGUCCACAGAUAAUCCCACACAGUUGCUGACCGCCCGCGAUUUGAGCCAACUGCGUGGUCAUCUGCAAUCCGGCGCAGCGGUGGCCUCCACUCACAAUUCCGUGGUGGCAGCGGCGACAGUGGCUGCCGCCCAUGGCUACCGCACGAUAGCAGCACCACCACCUCAACCACCCGCCAAUAGUAGCAGUAACAGUAACGGUAACAGUAGUAGCAACACCACCACAGCAGCAGCAGCAGCAGCAGCAGCAACAUCAUCAUCAUCUGCAACAGCAACAUCUGUAAUAUCACCAGUUAUAACCACAAGCAAUAGCAGUAGCAACAUGCCGGCCAGUGCCUCGAAAUAUGUAUUUCUGCAACACAAUCACAACGGUAGCUUUACGGCCUACGAUGGUUCGUCAGCAGCGGCGACGGCCAACGGAGGUUCGACGGUUGUUGGCGGCGGUGCCGUUGGUGGUGCCACCGGUGGUGGCAACAUAGUACUCCUGGCCGCCGAACCCCUGGAAAUGGGAACCGGCGAGGCGUUGGUCAACGUGCGAACCGCCGACGAUGACGGGGAGUUGCGUCCACUUUCCUGGUUGAAUGACAGCAAUCUGAUCAAAGGGAUUGUGACCACGAACCCAAGCAAACGUGGUGCCACUACAGCUGUGGCCAUAAAGACGACAGCGGGUGGCACGACCACCGUGGGUGGUGCUGGUGGUGCGUCCAAUGGCAAUCUUUGCAUAGUGAGCGAUCUGAUCGAGGAGCUGCCCACCAAUCUGAGUGAAGCCAGUGAGCGGGAGGAGGCUGCCAGUGGAGCAGCGGCAGCAGUUUACAGCACCACCACGGUGCACAAGGGAGCCAGUGGCACCACCACCGUGGUGGAGUACAAGGCCAGCAGCAAAGCCAAUCAGCAAUCACAGCAGCAAUCGCAGCAACAAACCUACUUGCCCACGCCGACGAGAACCAAUACAAUUGUGACUGGACACGGCUACAUGCCCGUGGUGGUGAGCAGUGGUGCCACUCCAGCGAUACUCUCACCCGCCAAACAGCAGCCACAGCAGCAGCCACAGCAGCAGCAACAAAUCUAUGUAACCAGCAAUGGAAGUGCAUCGGUGGUGGGAGGAGCGGUGCUGGGAGUGGGAGUGGGAGGAUCCGGAUCCACGGCAGCGGGAGCUGCCAUUUACAAGGCGGCCAGCCAGGCACUCAGCUCACCCACCACGAACAGCAGCAGCAGCAACACCACCACCCACCAUCCGCACAAGAAGUAUCUGCGCGAGAAGAUGCACGGCAUCCAGUUGGAUCACAGCACUCCGCACUCGGUGGCCUCCACGGUGACGGUGGUCAGUUCGCCGGCCUCCUCCAACAACUCCUCGAUAGGCAGCUCCUCCAGUUCGGUGGGUAAUUCGGGAUCGGGAUCGGGAUCAGGAUCGGGAUCGGGAUCCUCGACAGCGGCGGUCAAUGGUGGCAAUAGUCCAGUGCCGAAGGCAACCAGCAGCUUUAACACCAUCUUCGAGGCGGUCAACUAUGCCACAUCGGCGGGUAACAAUGCAGUGGGUGGCAGUGGUGCACCGCCCAGCAGUCAGGCGAUGCUCCAUGGCCAGGAGCCACCGGCUGUGGUCACCACAGCGACCUUGAUAAGCGCCGGAUCCUUGCCACCGGGCUAUAGCUUCGUCAAUCACGUGGCCAGCACGCCGCACGUCAUUUCGACGCCAGCGCAUGUGGCCUCGCCGGAGACGCCACCGGGAGCGGCUCUGCUACCCGGCACCUACUACACAACCACCAGCAGCAGCAGCAGCAGCCUUGCAGCGGGCAACACAACAACGAGCAACUUGCAGCCGCGCAGCUUGCAGCUCUCCGUUUCCCCGCCGCCUGCCACAAAUAUGACGCCAACGAGUCAGGCUCACAAUGGCUCACUUUCAGGAGGAGGAGGAGCAGCUAGUGGAGGAGGUGGAGCAGCUGGGGGAGGAGCAGCUGGAGCAGCAGUUAACCUGCGCAGUCCGAACAGCUACACCAGCUACGACAACGAGGACUCGCUGAAGGAGUUCGAUCUGGUGGUCAGCUCGCGGAUGCACACGAGCACCCCGCAAUACUCGAUAUCCAAGAGUGGAUACGCCGGAGCGAACUCCAAUACGCCGCAGAAGCAGAAGCAUCCCAACAAUGUGCCAUACGAUCCGCUAGUGCAUACCAACAACAAGCCGCCAUAUAGCUUUAGUUCCUUGAUCUUCAUGGCCAUCGAGGGCUCCAACGAGAAGGCGUUGCCCGUGAAGGAGAUCUAUGCGUGGAUUGUUCAGCACUUUCCGUACUUCAAGACGGCCCCGAAUGGCUGGAAGAACAGUGUGCGGCACAAUCUCUCGCUGAACAAGAGCUUCGUGAAGGUGGAGAAGGCGCCGAACAUGGGCAAGGGUUCGCUGUGGCGCGUGGAGCCCCAGCAGCGCCAGAAUCUCAUCCAGGCCUUGAAUCGAUCACCCUUCUUCCCCAAUUCGGCGGUGGACAAGAUCAGUCCCUCGCUCAAGAGUCCCAGUGGUGGUGGUGGUUCCGCCUACGAUGGAACGAUGGAUGCUGGCAAUGCAGUGCAAUCCUCCUCCAAUCAGUCAGCGGUCAAUCCGGGAGUUCCUGCUGCCUCAGCUCCUGCUGCGGUGGCUUUGUCCACUCCAACGAAAAGCAAUGGCUUGGUUAUGGCGGCCAAUGGUGCUAGUCAGGCGACGAAUGCGGCGGCAAGACCGCACAGUCCAGGCGGUGGUGGCGGUGGCAGUGGCAGUGGCAGUGGCAGCCAUGCCCGCUUCGAUCCCAAGCUCUUUCCCAAUCUGUCCAAGGCAUUUCGCAACAUACGCGACGACUCCGCUGGACAGCCGCAGCUCUCCGACGUUCUCGAUGACAUUUUCUCCGGCGAUUAUCACAGUAAUAAUAACAACAACAACAAUAAUAACAACAGCAAUGGCAGCAAGUACAACAACUACGCGGGUUUAAAUGGAGCUGGCAGUGGAGCAGGAGGAGCAGCCAAUGGAGGUGCCUCCGAUGGCAUCAACUUCGAGCGAUUGGCACGCGAUUGCGGAGCGGACAGCAUGGACGAUGUGCACGCGGCGGCGGCGAUGCUCUUCCUCAAACACGGACCAAAGGCCUUCAGCGAACCGAACUUCCAGAAUGGAAGUGGCCCAGUGAUCACGAGUUCGCCCAGCGAGGAUCACACCUAUUCGGCGGGCGGCAACAGCAAUGCGGACAGUGGCUCCUCGACGCCGCUGACCAAUGGCAAUGUCCUCGCCAGCGUCGCCCAGGCGGUCGUCCAGGCGCAGAGCAACCAGGUUGGACCUGGAACUGGAUCCGACAGCAACUGCGCCAGCUCGGAUGCCGCCUACGACAGCAGUGAGGAGAACCACAACAUCACGCCCGAGGAGAUGGCCGACCGGCAGCGGCACCGCGACGGCGUCGACGCCCUGCUCUCGCUGUCCCGCUCCUCAAUCGUCGAGUGCGGCUCGUCGGUGGCCACCACCCACUAUCACAGCAACGGGAGCAGCGGCAGCAGUCACGGCUCCCCGCACAAGCGGGCCUCCAGCCAAAGUCUGGAGGAGGAGCACCUGCAGCAGCAUCGCGAACAGCAGCAGCAGCAACAUCAGCAGCAGCAACAGCAAUAUCAGCAGCAACAGCAGCAGCAGCAGCAAUUUGGCAGCAGUCAGGCGGUCUACACCAACGGCCUUGGCAGCAAAAUGGCCUUGUUGAGCAGCGCUGCUGCCAAUGUGGCACUUGCCCAGCAGCAGCAGCAACAACAGCAGCAGCAGCAGCAACAGCAGCAGCAACAGCAAAUCCACCAGGAGUUGUACUCCUCAACGGGCAGCAGCAUCUAUCUGGGUGGACUGAACAAUCACUGCCUGACCGCCGUGGGCGGUGUUGGUGGUUCGGCGGUGGGCGUGGCAGCGGCGGCGGGCAUGCUGCCACAGCACCUAAGUGCCGCCAUGGUGGCAGCAGCAACGGCGGCGAGCAAGAACAACAACAAGGUGAAACCGCUGCGGGGAUUGCGCACCAAGAUCAAGCGAAAGUCCGCCUGGAUGCGGUGAAUAUGGCGACAGGUUGGCGGCAAGUACUAACUAAGUACUCUAACUAAAGUACAGUACUACUUCGGCCACCUUGGAAAUGAAGGAAAAUCCCAAAUCCCAACCCCACGUGUACCGCCCGUUAAAUACCGCUCCCCCGCCCCCGCUACCUGUUGUUGUCUCUUUCUAAAGCAAAAAUUGUUCAAAUCACAGAGCAUUUAGACUAAAUUUCGUAAACCUUAGAGAAAAAAAAAGAGCUUACAGAAAAGCCAGUUCUUACUUAUUUUUUUGCUCUACUUUUUUCCCUUUUUUUUUUGUCUGUUUUUAUUUUUGCGUGUUUGUUAUACAAAUUUUUUUAUCACUUAAUUUCGAUUAAUUUUUAAUUUAGCCUUUAAUGUUUUUUGACUUCAUUUUUUACCCCCAAUUGAUUGUGUUGGCCAUCUAAACUGUAAUUGAUUAACUAUUAAUAUAUAUGAUUUACUAGCCAUCCUAGCUGCAAUUUCUUAUAACUCCUAGCUAUUAAGUUCUGAUUAUUUUUAGCGUGUAAUUUUAAUUUGUGCAAAUAUUUUACAGACCAGCCGGAUGGAAAAUUCUGAGAAUGGAAAAGUGUUUGAUUUUAAUUUAGUUUUUUUUUCGUUUUAACUCGCGAAUUGAGGGACACAAAGUAAACUUUUUCCAUCGUAUCAGUGAAAGGUUUAUAUCAAAAGAAACAACAAAUUGAGCUAAGCAAAAAAAAAUCCAAAAAAUCAACAAAACGAAAUGAAGAAAAAAAAUUGUAAAAAGCGCAAGAAAAUGGAAAAAAGCAAGAAAAGCAAACGAAACGUUUGUACAAAGAGCAAACUGAACUAAGAAAAAGAAAAUGUUUUUUCUACACCUAUAAGAUGAUCCAAAACACCCUACUUACAUGAUCUAAAACGAUAUACAAAUAUAUAUAUAUAUAUAUAUAUAUAUAUCUAAAUAUAUAUAUAGAGAUAUAGAAAGUUAAAUAGAGAAACUUAAGAUAAGCCAAGCAAGAAACCCACAAAGGAACACACAUUUAGCGCCUUAUACAUUGAGUCCUUAGCUGAAAAACGAAUGAGGGAUCUGUUGAAUUGUUUGAACUGCUUUGUUAUACGGAUGCAUAAGUAUAUAUAUUCUAUAUCGAUAUAUCUAAUUAUCUAAGGCCCAACCUCCCCUCCCAAAAACAGAAACACAAACAAAAAACGAAGCACUCAAGCAAAUGUUAAAUCAAAGAUAUCUAGUUUGUAAGCCAGUUUGUAAGCUUCAUUUGUAUGGUUACUUAGUUGAAAUGCUAAACAUUUGUUAACGAAGAGAAUCAAAACCGUAGCCGAUUUUAGUUGAAUGAACCUCGUCAAAUUUCCACACCCCCCCGCCCCCCGCCCCCAGAAAAGGUGUAUAUAUAUUGUAUACAAAAUGGAAAUCGCUGUUGAAAUUACGCUGCACAUCUUUACAUAGACAUAUUGUGGAAACCAAGAAAUACUUAUUAACAUUUAAAUAAGCUGAGGAAGAACUUGACAAAGAACGCCCUAAGUGUAUACACUUCAUGUACCUUUUUAGCAAAAACAAAAAAAAAAGCAAAAACGCAAAAGCAAAGAUCGCAUUAAAAAAUUAACGUAAAUAUAUAUAUACAUAUACAUAUGUUUAAACUUACCAAUUACGAAACUAAACUUAAUGUUGAUGACAAAGAGAAACCAAUUUGCUAGUUGUUACAAACAAGAAAAACAAAAAACAUGUUAAAAUAUUUUGUUUCCUCAAAACUUAUUGAUAAGAUUAUGGUUUUUGUUUAUUUUUUUUUUUAGUUUAAUUACGACAAAAUAUAGUGCCGCAGGGCAUAUAUUUUUGGGGAAUGGAAUGUGACUAAAUACCAGAAGCGAGAACAACAAAAUAAUUGUAAAUCUAGCUUUAGCUUUUAAGAAGGUCCUACACAAAAAGAAAAAAUCCGAAAAAACCGAAAAAAUCGAAAAAAAACCCAAUGGACACGACACACGUUGAAAGACAAUCGCCGCCCGAAUUGUUGUCGUUGUCGCUUAAGUUUAAACAAAUUCUAUAUAGAUAUAGACACCUACGAGUAAUAUAUACAACAUAACUUACACACACAGCAAUAGCAAAGUACAUAUACGACAAAUAUUGUUAUAGAAUCCUUAGCUUUAGCCGAGAGGAGGUGGAUAACUGUCCUAUCUUCCCGAUCCCACAAGUCCUAUAUCCUAUAUCCCAUAAUCCCCGGAAAACAACCGAUGAGCUAACCAGUUUUGUUAACAUGUUUUUUCUUAUAUUUUUAAACUAUUAUAUCGCAUUAUUAUUAUUACUAUUAUUAUUAUUAUUAUUAUUAUUAUAUUAUUAUUAUUACCGUGUAUAUGCCAUGCUGGUAUAUAUGCAUAUAUAUAUUUGAUUAUACAACUUUUUUUGCGUACCAAAUACACACCAAUCAAAAUGUGAAAUAUUUUCAUUACAAAA